Saccostrea cuccullata (small rock oyster) is the source of this 1954-nucleotide messenger RNA. RefSeq lists its product as uncharacterized. The transcript is spliced from 7 exons. The record is from RefSeq and is a predicted model, not a curated record. Lineage: Eukaryota; Metazoa; Mollusca; Bivalvia; Ostreida; Ostreidae. The coding region runs from base 44 to 1954 and encodes 636 amino acids.
AACAAGACACAGGCUCUUUUCAAUUCAGAAGGAAAUUGUUUCCAUGUUUGAUGACAUAAUGGACAUCAUUGAAAGUGAAGAUUAUGGCAUAAAUCUUCAACAAUGUCUGGAAAAAUCAUCUCCUGAUUUUGUAUCAUAUAUUGCUAAGCGAAAGGAAGAUAUUCUGAAAUCAGAUCACGGAAUAGUUGUGGCAGGAGAAACAAGCGCUGGUAAAUCCACUCUUAUCAAUAAACUACUAGGGUUGAGAAUUUUCAAAGGACGAAACAUGGAAUCAACGUCAACAGUUUGCAAAGUACGAAACUCUGAUAAAGUGGUUAUAAAACAAGAGUUGUGCAAUGGUGAAUUCGAAGUCAAAGAUAUGAGUCACAUUGAUGUACAAACAAAAAAAGGGGAAAAAACUCUAAGAGAUACUUUGAAGACUCUUACAGAUAUGACCAUAAAAAAAGAGAGUAUCAAAUAUGAAUGUGUAGAUAUUGGAUUACCGGUUUCCUUUUUGAAGGGAAAUACAAUAAUAGUCGAUACACCAGGCAUCGGGGGCUCUGGAAAAGUCAGCCAGAAAGUGAUGGAAUAUUUGCCAAAUGCUGUAUCUUUCAUCUUUGUGAUAAAUGUGGCAAGUGCAGGCGGAAUGCAGAAAGACAGGCUUCCAAAAAUACUGAAAUCCGUUAUCGACCUGCACAUGGAUGACGAAAUGCCUUGUUUUGAUCCAAGCAGUGUCAUUUUCAUAACGAACAAAUGGGAUUCAAUAAAGCAGGACCCGGAUGACAGUGACGAGGAAGAUGAUGCCACUCAAACUUGGGAAAAUGUGACAGACAGUAUUUUUACAAUGUGGCCAUCAGUUAGAAAAGAGAAUAUUUUCAAACUGAAUCUCAUUGAUGUAAACAAAGAAAAGACCUCUAUGGCAGAGUUUGAUAAAUUUCGAAAAGCUUUAGAAAAAGUGGUAAAAGAAAACGAAAACAUAAGAAUCACGGAACAUUACAGGUUCCUGUGUACACUGUUAGAUGAUAUGUGUACAGUAGUUCGCACGAGACAAAAAUUGGUUAAUAGAUCAAAAGAUGAGCAAGACAGAAAAACUGAAGAACAUCAAAAGAAAAUUGCUUCCUUAAAAGAGAAGUGCGCAAUGAAAAGUCAUACUUGGCGAAAACUUAUCUCAAGCAUCAUAGAACAAGAGGCAAAUGCAAGUUUUGAAUACAUGUCAUCUGACCUUGGAAAGGAGAGAAUUCUUAAUCCAAGAUGCUCAAAACCUAUAAUGAAGGUAUCAAAUGUUCCAAGCACAUUAGCUGACAUCGUUCAGAAUAGGGUUGACAAAUACAUUAAAGAAAAAGUACUGUCUCCAGAUGUAGUUGAAGCGUUUAAAAAUAUCAAUGACGACAUUUUGGAUUUCUAUAAAGAAGUUUCCUCCAAAAUAGAAAAACUGGAAAAUGAAUGGACCAGGGACAGCGAUGAAAAUAGCUCGGAAAUAGAUGGAACUUAUAAAGGGGAGUCGAUAGCUCCUUAUGUUGCUGGGGUAAUAGCAGUGGCCCCACUUUGGUUUCCACUGUUGGUGGCUGGAUGUGCAAUAGCCGUUGCUUCAGCACCAGUGGCUGCACCAAUUAUUGCUUAUUUAAGUAGCGAUUCUACAAAAAAGAAACUUAUUGAUAAAGAAUAUGAAAAAAGUAAGUCCUUGUUUAAAUCUAAGCUAUGCAAUUCUUUGGAACACAGUCAUGGAGAUUCAUUAAAUAAACUGAUAUCAAAGAUAGCCGGAGAUAUUUUGCCACGAAGGAUACAAUUCAUCGAAGAAACCAUCAAAGAACUCUCUGAAAACCGAGACAAAAUCAUUGCAAACCAAAAAUAUUUAAACAGUCUUGCAGAAAAAAUCACGAAUAUGAAAGAUGUGACAGAAAAAAUAAAGCAUGAAUUAAAUACCAGUUCAACCGAGAAAAUAUUAAUUAAGCAUCAUUUAGAAACGAAAAUAUAA